AUGUUGUUUUCAUUCUUGACGGUUUUGGGCCUUGCGGCCUCGACGCUGGCCGACGAUUCUUGCUUGGCACCCAGUCAUGGACUGCCUCCUGUCCUGUACUGGAAGUGGGAGCCAACCCCAAUCUUUUCCUCGACACCAAACGGGCUCUCUGGAGCUUCUACCGUCACUUUGAUUGAGUGGAAGACUUCAACCAUCACCGCUGUGGUGUCUGAGACCGUGUCGACGUCCGUGUCUUCGGUCUCGGUCCAGGCUGCUGGUGAGACCAGCACGCCUGCCACGCCUGCCUCACCUAGCUGGGCUGAGUGGGAGCCAUCUUCUAUCGGGGUGCCCAACAACCCCAAGGGUCCAUCCUCGGUGAGCUCCUCGAUCUCCACCGCUGGCUCCUCGGAUUCAUCGAUCCGCCCUAUCGCAGCAGCUUCUGGUAGCUCUACGACGCUUCGCUGGCCACUCUCUGCAUCCACCACACUUGUCUCCCACUACCUCGACUUGAGCAGCUUUUCGACUUGGACUGCCAGUUUCUCAAGCAACCAGCCGGUCGCAGCCGUCUCUGGAAAGCCUCAGGCAUCUACCACAUCUGUUUCAGCCACGUCGACGACCGUGGCCGAAGCGACAUCUGCCGCUUCUUCCUCUUCUCCUUCUUCCGCCUCCGAAGUCUUCAUCGGCCUGGGCACACGCUACGGCGGUUCCUGCUCGGAGGAAGACUGCUGGCAGAACGGCGCCUGCAGCUUCGUCGACUACACCCUCCCUGCCGGGAUUGACGGGUCCACCUGCAUUUCGGAAGAGAUUUGGAACAAUGGCGCCAACUGUGGCGGCUGUAUCUCUGUCACUUACAAGGGCAAGACCAUCACGGUCAUGGUUACGAAUCUGACUGGAGGCAACGCCACGCAUCUGGACAUGACCCCCGACACUUGGGCCAAACUCACCGACGCAUACUCUGGGGGUGGAGUCGACGGCAUCGAGUGGGAGUGGGUCACUUGUCCCAUGGCCGAGACGGAGCCCCUGUGGAUUCGGAUGCACGGCGGAGCGUCCAAGUUCUGGUUCGCCGCGACGGUCGAAAACGCCCGGUAUCGAACCUCCAAGUUGGAGGUGAGCGGCGACGGGGGGAGGACGUGGCAAGACACCACCCUCGACAACUACAACAUUUUUGUCCUCGACGGGACCCUCCCCGGCGACACCGCCACCGUCCGAGUCACCAGCGUCACAGGCAGUCAGGUCGUUGUCGACAAUGUGGCGCUCGAGUCCAGCACCGACACGAAAGCCGCGGAGAACUACUCUUGAUUUUCCGAGCACUGUUGUCUCUGGGAGACCAAACACGGAAGAAAUAGAGGACAAAACUCUGCGCGCGCGCCGCAUUGAUUCGGUCAUUUCUCUUCUUGUACAUAGUCAU
Molecule: messenger RNA, 1387 nt
Organism: Exophiala oligosperma
Lineage: Eukaryota; Fungi; Ascomycota; Eurotiomycetes; Chaetothyriales; Herpotrichiellaceae
Exons: 2
Coding region: 1-1278 (425 amino acids)
Source: RefSeq, a predicted model, not a curated record